CCACUUUGCUCUUCGCCAUUUUUAUAUAAGGAUUACCUUUUUGUGAUCUAUGAUGAACACAAACUUAAAUGCAUAACCCACUUUCCAAUUCAUCGUUUUUCUUUCUCAAACUCUUACCUUUGUGUGAUCUCUGAUAGAUAGAUAGAUACAACUUUCAGCUCACCACAUGGAUCACAUGCAUUCAGGAGAAGAAGGGGGAAUCAGUAGCAUUAAUAUACAAGUGCCGGAACUCAGAGAGCCGAGCGGAAUAAGCAGUACAUGCACCCCCACAAUGUCCGAGCAGCAAGAACUUAGCAACGUUGAGAACCGAGCGUCUCCAAAAGCCUCCACGAUUCGAGCACCAGAGAAGAAGCUGACUCUCUUUGCCCUGAGGCUCGCAUUGCUUGAAAAAUCAGCAACAGGUUUAGGAACGCUUGGGUUUAUAUGGGCCACUGUGGUUCUUCUUGGUGGUUUCGCUAUUACACUGGACAAAACCGAUUUCUGGUUCGUCACCAUCAUAUUGUUAAUCGAAGGGACUAGGAUUUUCAGCAGGAGCCACGAGCUUGAGUGGCAGCACCAAGCCACGUGGUCUUUGACUGAUGCUGGAAUCUACAGUUACAGGAUUCUGAGGUCUAGCUCAAUGUCCCUCUUUCGAAGUAUAAAGAGUCUUUUCAAGCCAAUGAAGAAGAACAAGCAGAAACAGAGAGAAAUAAAGGCGGAGGAGGUUAAUGGGGUAACACCUAAGAAGUGGGACAAUCCAAGGACACCAACUAGGACGUGGACAAGCUCAGAUGUUCCGUUUCUGCCAUAUGCCAAGUGGGCUUUUGCUGCUAGACAUAUCAGUAAGAUUCUUUAUUGGCUCCAGCUUCUCUCCGCUUCGGCUUGUGUGGUUCUUUCAUUGAUAAAACUUGUCAUGCAUAACUAUGGAGAGAUAGAGAAGGGAGACUCUGAUAAGAGAAAUAGAGCAUCUGCUCUGAAUAUCUUCUAUGCAUUAGCUCUGGCUGAGGCUUUGCUGUUUCUGAUGGAAAAAGCUUACUGGGAAUGGGAGGUUAGGUAUUGUAAGCUUUUGGAAGAGGUGAACGCUGAGUGUGAACUGGGGCAAUCAGGAAUGGUGUCUGUUACAAGAUUCUUUUAUGAUUCUUAUUCAAGAUGCAUCACUGGAAGCGUAUUUGAUGGCUUGAAAAUGGACAUGGAUAGUUUUGCUAUGGAACUUCUGUCUUCAGAAUCCCCUGAUGAGCAGCUCAUCGGGACGAGAAUUCUUCGCCAGUUUGCGAAAAGCCAGGAGUCUUCUGAUUAUACGCUACAAAAGAUUGGAAUUUCUAUAUCAGUAAUAGAAAGAUUGGUUGAGAUGUUGAAUUUGACAGACUAUGAAGAAGAAGAAAUAAGACAGUCAGCUGCAGAAAUUUUGUCACGACUUGCUGGCAAGAGGCAGAAUUCUCUCAGAAUAGCUGGAAUUCCAGGAGCAAUGGAAUCUAUAUCUUCUCUUUUCUACACUAACAGGAACCAUAUUCCUGCAGCUGAUGAAAUUGGGGAGAAGAAACUCGUGUUCGAUCAUCCAAGUUAUGGGUUUUGGACAUUCAACUUGCUGGGACUAGCAAUUCUGAAAAAACUUGCUCGGGAUCAUGAUAAUUGUGGGAAGAUUGGAAAUACAAGAGGCCUGUUGCCAAAGAUCAUAGAUUUCACACGUACUGAAGAAAGGACAUUGAAGGAUGGAAAUGUUCUUGAUUCACAAAUAAAGACGGUGAAGAGAUCUUUACAGUUGGUGAAGAUGCUUGCUAACGCAACAGGCACUAACGGGAAGCAUCUUAGAAAAGAAAUUUCUGAGAUAGUUUUCACAAUCAGCAACAUCAGAGAUAUAUUAAGGGAUGGAGAGAAACAUCCCGAGCUACAGGAACUUGGGAUAGAGAUUUUAACCAGUCUUGCAUUGGAAGAUAAUGCAACAGAGAGAAUUGGAGGUACUGGUGGGGUGCUUAAGGAAUUGUUUAGCUUAUUCUUCAAACAAACUCAGAGACGCGUGACAACUGUUGCUGGUGAGGCCCUGGCAAUGCUGGUAUUAGAAAGCAGAAGUAACUGUCAUCGUGUUUUGAAGUUGAAUGUAUUGGGAAGGCUUGUGGAAGCGUUAAAAGACCCAUUGCUUCGCGUCAACGCUGCUAGGAUUCUAAGAAAUUUAUGUAUCUACAGUGGACCAGAAUACUUCAGCCAGCUAAAGGCAGUGACAAAUGCAGCACCGACGAUACUUCGAGCAAUCUUGUGGGAAGAGAACAAGCUACAAGAAGUGAUGGUUGGACUGGCAGCAAAUGCUUUCAAGUUCCUAAGUUCUGAAGAAUCAAGCAUUGUGUAUGAAGAAGCUGGAACUGCGGAGGUUAAAAUAGCAUGUAGACUGGUCCAGAUUCUGCAGAAACACCAAUAUCCACCGACCAAGGUCCCAAGGAUAAGGAGGUUUGUGAUAGAGUUGGCAAUUUGGAUGAUGAAAGACAACCCAGAAAACAUAGCUACUUUCAAGAAUCUGGGGAUGGAGGAGGUGUUGGAGUGUGUAUCAGAGACUACGUCAGAGCUUGAAAGCUUCAAUGUCUUCUCUGGUACGGUCGGACUGAACAGGCACAACACAACAAUUCAUUCCCUGGUUGAGACCGCAUUGGAGCUGAUGGAAGAUAGGUGAAACAAUGGAACACACUUUCUUAUUUUAGCUCAGAAGUAAUUGCAUAUGUGUGGUUAAACUCUCCAUGAUCUGGGAUAAAUACGGGAAUGUUUACUUGCGCCAUAAGCCUGGAAAUCUGGCCUUACAAUAAAUGACAAGUAGUUAUAACUUUCCUCUCCAGAACACGUAAGACGCGAGUCAGAAUUUCUAGUCUAAAUAUAAAAAGAAACUUUCGUAGUUUUGAGUAUUUAUAGACUUAACAAGUUAUUA
This is a messenger RNA of Neltuma alba, 2887 nucleotides long. RefSeq lists its product as uncharacterized. NCBI's taxonomy places the organism in Eukaryota, Viridiplantae, Streptophyta, Magnoliopsida, Fabales, Fabaceae. The transcript has 2 exons. Gene Ontology annotation, molecular function: protein binding. Bases 167 to 2638 code for a protein of 823 amino acids. The record is from RefSeq and is a predicted model, not a curated record.